Messenger RNA from Poecilia latipinna (sailfin molly), 1364 nucleotides. It is a transcript of the gene ggcta, whose product is annotated as gamma-glutamylcyclotransferase a. Gene Ontology annotation, molecular function: gamma-glutamylcyclotransferase activity. The record is from RefSeq and is a predicted model, not a curated record. The coding region runs from base 97 to 723 and encodes 208 amino acids. Lineage: Eukaryota; Metazoa; Chordata; Actinopteri; Cyprinodontiformes; Poeciliidae. The transcript is spliced from 4 exons.
CGUAGCACUGACAGACAUAGCUAACUAUCCGUGCUACGGUAGAAAGUGCGAGGUAGCACCGAUAGUCGGAACACCGGUUGAAACGAAUCCAAUCCGAUGUGGUGUGUGUCGUAUAUUUCCUAUAUAUUUUUAAUAAUUGAUAUAUAUUUUUUAGAAAUGUCAGCUACCAGCCACGGUAGUUUUAUGUACUUUGCGUUUGGAAGCAACUUAUUGAGGGAAAGACUGCAGCUAAAGAAUCCAUCGGCUUCGUUCGUCUCUACUGGUCGACUAAAGGACUACAAGCUGAACCUUGGCUUGUGGGCGGAACAUGUUGAAAACUCCUGGCACGGCGGAGUGGCCACCAUCGAGUCCUGUCAGGGCGAAGAGGUGUGGGGUGUAGUCUGGACUUUGAGCAAUGAAAACCUCCCAACCUUAGACAAGCAGGAAGGUGUGAGCCAAGGAAACUACUCUCCACUAGAGGUCUCUGUUGAGACUGACCAGGGGGUGAAACAAUGCAGGACGUACCAGAUGAACAAUUUUCACGCCUGUCCUCCAUCUCCACAGUACAAAGAGGUGGUGUGCAUGGGAGCAGCACAGAACGGGCUUCCAAAGGAAUACCUUGAGAGACUGCAGGCCAUUCAGACCAACAACUACUCCGGCCCCUCAAUCCUGGAUCAAAUUAGAGCCACUACCAGCUCCCUGGAACUAACUGAGCAAACUCACAUUAAUAUAACUAGUUCUUAGAACAUUUCAGCCUCAUCACCCAUUUAGGCUUUCAACUGGCUACUGUAUUCCUCUUAUUGUGGUAGAUGUAAUUGUAGUUACAUCUAUGAUGCUUUCCUGUAAAAAAUAAAUAAAUAAAAAAAUCAUCUAGACCUGAAGGUCAAUCUGCAUUUUGCUUGUUGAAUAGAUUUACCUCUUGCUGUGUCGUAAUAUUGUAAGCAUCCAAUCACAAGAUAGUUGGUGCGGCCCAGCAUGCAGCCUGAUGAAUAGUAAAAUUAAACAGUAUUAUUAGUAAUAUUACACCGCCAAUAACACAUGACUGAAAUUACUAGAUGUCUUCUGAAAAUACUCUAACAUGAGCAUAUUUUAUUAAAUAAAAGUGAAUCAUUUGUUUAAAAGGAAACCACUUUAUUUUUUUAUUUCUUUUGUUUUUUUUUUUACACCACAGUGGCCUUGGACAGAAUGUUUUACUUUUAUAUCUAACCCAACACUUUUCAUACUCUAGUAGUUAUAGAAAAUACUAAUACAAAAAGAAGCAGCCAGGAAAACAAAACCAAUGCACAGGAUUAUUCAGCAAUGUGUGAGUGUAGUUUAAUCUUUGCUCAAUUCUAUGCAGACGUGUGGACCUCGCAAUGGCACAAAUUAAGUUAUUCUGACAGGAA